Molecule: messenger RNA, 1962 nt
Organism: Cokeromyces recurvatus
Lineage: Eukaryota; Fungi; Mucoromycota; Mucoromycetes; Mucorales; Mucoraceae
Product: E1-like protein-activating enzyme Gsa7p/Apg7p
Exons: 12
Coding region: 1-1962 (653 amino acids)
Biological process (GO): protein modification by small protein conjugation; C-terminal protein lipidation; autophagosome assembly
Cellular component (GO): cytoplasm; phagophore assembly site
Molecular function (GO): Atg8 activating enzyme activity; Atg12 activating enzyme activity
Source: RefSeq, a predicted model, not a curated record
AUGUCCAAGCCAAUUCUUAAAUUUACCCCAUUUAAUUCAGCUGUAGAUGCUUCAUUUUGGCAAUCAUUUGCUUCAAAAAAAUUAGAUGUACUUAAAUUAUCAGAUGAACCACAAGUAAUUCAAGGUUAUUAUACAGCAGGUCAACUUGCAAUAGAUGAAAACAAGCCCAUCAUAAUUCCAAGUCAUUUUACUAUUCCUUCUGAUGGAUUAUCAAACACGAUUAAUGUUAAAUUCGGUUCAUGUUCAAAAGGAAUGCUUAUCAAUACAAAUACAAUUGAAGAAUUUAGAAAUAUUGACAAAAAUAAAUUAUUUCAUAAAGUAUCAGAAAAGAUUACUAAUUCAGUACAAGAUGGUGAAGCUUUAAAGGAUGCAAACAUAUUAAACUCAUUUCUGUUGUUAACAUUUGCUGAUUUAAAAAUAUACAAAUUUUAUUAUUGGUUUGCUUUUCCUGCUAUUAUGCCACAACCAACUCCUUGGUUAUUAAACUCAACUGAAGAAUUACAAUCUAGUUAUAACAAUCAAUUAGAUAAAGAAUAUCAAGCACUUGGAAACAAUCCACCUUAUUUCUUGGUUAAAAAAGAGAAUCAAACUGGAAAUAUACAAUUGGCAUCAUUGAGUCAAUUUGAUAAUAGUAAUGAUAAUUAUUUUUUUGGCUUUAUUGAUCCUUCUGUAUCAAAUGAUGCUCCUGGCUGGCCAUUAAGGAAUUUUCUUUAUUUAAUUCAUAAAACUUGGAAUAAAAGAAAAGUCAAGGUUUUAUGUUAUCGUCCAAGCCAAAAGAAUCAGUUAACCUCCUAUAUUUUGGAAACUGAAUUACCAGAGACCUCAUGUUAUGAUUCUAUCAAAUCUGUAGGAUGGGAAAGAAAUACACAAGGUAAACUGGGCCCAAGGAUAGCAGAAUUAGGUCCAUUAAUGGAUCCAAUGAAACUAGCUGAUACUUCAGUAGACCUUAAUCUAAAAUUAAUGAGAUGGCGUGCAAUGCCUGAACUUGAUUUAGAAAAGAUCAAACAAACAAAAUGUUUAUUAUUUGGGGCUGGUACUUUAGGUUGUUAUGUAGCCAGAUGUCUUAUUGGUUGGGGAGUUCGACAUAUUACAUUUGUCGAUGGUGGAAAAGUCUCGUUUUCAAAUCCUGUACGUCAACCUUUGUAUACCUUUGAAAACGCUUUAAAUGGUGGUUUACCUAAAGCUGAAAUAGCUGCUGAAAACUUGAUGAAAAUUCAACCCACUCUAAAUGCGACUGGUUAUAACAUAUCCAUUCCUAUGCCUGGUCAUCCUGCUAGUUCUGAUGAACAAUUAAAUGAUCAAAUUGAAAUAAUAUCAAACCUAGUUCAAACUCAUGAUGUUUUAUUUCUUUUAACUGAUAGUCGAGAGAGUCGAUGGUAUCCUACUUUAUUAGGUGCAAAAAUGAAUAAAAUAGUUUUAAAUAGUGCACUUGGAUUUGAUACCUUUGUUGUAAUGAGACAUGGAUCACGUCGAAAACAUGAUACUACUAAAGAACAAUUAGGCUGUUAUUUCUGUAAUGAUAUUGUUGCUCCUACUGACUCUUUAACAGAUCGAACCCUAGAUCAACAAUGUACAGUAACUAGGCCAGGAUUAGCAGCAAUUGCGGGCGCAUUAUCUGUUGAACUUAUGGUUUCUUUACUUCAACAUCCAGAAGGAAUACAUGCAAAAGCGGAUAUAAAUCAAUCAUCAUCUAUUUUGGGUGUAUUACCACAUCAGAUAAGGGGUUUUCUCGGACAAUUCAAUAAUAUGCUAAUUGUAGGACAAGCAUAUGAAAAAUGUACUGCUUGUUCUGAGAAGAUAUUAAACUUAUAUAAUGAGAAUCCUUCAAGUUUUAUGAAACAAGUUUUAAAAGAUUCUCUUUAUUUAGAAGAGAUAACAGGUUUAGCAGCUAUGAAAAAGGAAAGUGAAGCUUUAAUAAAUGAUGAUUGGGAGGAAGAAGAUAACAGUGAUAUUUUAAUUUAA